ACUUCCCUCAUAGGUCACACACAGAUGAGUGGGGAGUUUCAUUGAAUUGAGUCGAGUUUUAUACUUUUAUUUGAAUUACAGUUUCACAAUACAGUCAUUCCUUUCUAGUUUACACGAUGAUACGAACACUGUGUAGCAGCGGCAGGGCUCUUCUCCAGCAAAGCAGACGAACAGCGCCGAGAUUGUGGGUGUCCCCAGUUCAGCAGCGAUGGGCGUCAAGUCUGCCUAUGAACACGGUGGUCCUGUUUGUACCCCAGCAGGAAGCGUGGGUGGUAGAGAGAAUGGGUCGCUUCCAUCGCAUCCUGGAGCCGGGGUUAAAUUUCCUCAUACCAGUACUUGACCGAGUCCGCUAUGUGCAAAGUCUCAAAGAAAUUGUCAUCGAUGUCCCCGAGCAGUCUGCAGUAUCUUUAGAUAAUGUAACUCUACAGAUUGAUGGAGUUCUGUAUUUAAGGAUCCUGGAUCCUUUCAAAGCUAGUUAUGGUGUUGAGGAUCCUGAAUAUGCUGUCACACAGCUAGCACAGACCACCAUGCGUUCAGAACUGGGCAAACUCACACUGGACAAAGUGUUCAGGGAAAGAGAGUCCCUUAACGCAAACAUUGUACACUCCAUCAACCAAGCUUCAGACGAGUGGGGAAUCCGUUGCCUGCGUUAUGAAAUUAAAGACAUACACGUUCCACCUCGUGUGAAGGAAUCCAUGCAAAUGCAGGUGGAGGCUGAACGUAAGAAGAGAGCCACGGUCCUGGAGUCUGAAGGGACAAGGGAAUCAGCCAUUAAUGUUGCAGAAGGACAUAAACAAUCUCAAAUUCUGGCCUCAGAGGGUGAAAAGGCACAGCAGAUCAAUCAAGCGGCCGGUGAAUCCCAAGCAAUCUUAGCCAAAGCUGAGGCCAAAGCCAAGGCCAUCCGUGUACUAUCUGAUGCCUUAGCUGAGCAGAAUGGAAAUGCGGCAGCCUCACUUAGCGUGGCUGAGCAGUAUGUGUCUGCGUUUUCCAAACUUGCCAAAGAGUCCAACACUGUCCUCCUUCCGUCAAAUACCGGGGACAUUAGCAGCAUGGUUACACAGGCCAUGACAAUUUACGGUACAUUAGCAAAGGCAAGUCCAAAGAUCCCACCGGGGGAGGUGGAGAAGAGUGAAGAUGUUUUGAAUCAACCAGAAUCCAAAUAGCACAGGACAUAACCAAUAAACUCAAAACAACACAAAGCUGCAUCAGAGGAACCAUGAUGCCAACGGAUGGCCAUUGAAGUGUUGUACUCGCAAGUAAGAUUACAAACUAUUUGGAUGUCUUGGCUGGAGUUGCGGGAGUGGAAUGUUAACGGAUUCCUGUUUGCCAGUCGCUAACUGUCACAUCAGCAAUUGUUCUGAUUACAGUGACUUUUGGAUGCUGCUCAUGUUUAUGAUUUACUAUGGAUCCCAUCUUCAUUUUCUGGAAAUUGUGCUUUCUCUAGUAAUAAUUUUUAAGUUUCUUUGGUUCUUCAGUGUCAAAAGGUGAUUUGGUAAAGCUUUGAUUCACUUCUUCACAGAAAUAUAAGUAAAGGCGGCAAUUUUUCAAUUUCCUAGUUGAGUUGCAACAUGUCUGGAUGUCUUGGAAUGUUCCUGUGUGUAGUAAAUUCAGUGUGUCGUAUUAAAAUAAGCACUAAAAUAAAUUCAAACCAGUUAAAGAUUUGUAUUCAUUAGUACUUUCACUUUGUUCUGUAGUCAGUAAAUAAAUACUGUGCCCAAACUUCAAGU
This is a messenger RNA of Phycodurus eques (leafy seadragon), 1727 nucleotides long. It is a transcript of the gene stoml2, whose product is annotated as stomatin (EPB72)-like 2. Gene Ontology annotation, cellular component: membrane. The transcript is spliced from 10 exons. The record is from RefSeq and is a predicted model, not a curated record. Lineage: Eukaryota; Metazoa; Chordata; Actinopteri; Syngnathiformes; Syngnathidae. The coding region runs from base 117 to 1163 and encodes 348 amino acids.